This is a messenger RNA of Oreochromis niloticus (Nile tilapia), 3242 nucleotides long. Its product is annotated as cytochrome P450 2K1. The record is from RefSeq and is a predicted model, not a curated record. Gene Ontology annotation, biological process: xenobiotic metabolic process. Gene Ontology annotation, molecular function: heme binding; iron ion binding; oxidoreductase activity, acting on paired donors, with incorporation or reduction of molecular oxygen, reduced flavin or flavoprotein as one donor, and incorporation of one atom of oxygen. The transcript is spliced from 10 exons. Gene Ontology annotation, cellular component: intracellular membrane-bounded organelle; cytoplasm. NCBI's taxonomy places the organism in Eukaryota, Metazoa, Chordata, Actinopteri, Cichliformes, Cichlidae. Bases 135 to 1664 code for a protein of 509 amino acids.
GUGUUUUUUAUGAAUUCGCAUUAGUCUACAGAGUAAAGUGGUUAACGUCACCAAAUCGCUCUCAGACACCUUCAGUUAACGACUGUUAGCUUCCGUCAUUGGAGGUUGCAACAGCUGAGUGGUGCUUCGAGCUAAUGCAUGUCAGUAUGGCUGCAAUGGAAGAUUUUUUACUAUAUCCCCCGAAUGUAACAUCUCUGCUCGUCACAGUUGUGAUCCUACUUGCUUUCUAUCUAAUCUGCACCAUCCUUGCUUCUGAGAGAAAUUACCCUCCAGGUCCCACGCCACUGCCGCUGUUUGGCAAUUUGCUACAGUUGAAUCGUCAGCCGCUUCACAUUGCGCUCUAUGAGCUGUCCAAGAAGUAUGGCCCAGUAUUCACUGUCCAUUUGGGGCCCAAAAAGACAGUGGUGCUGGCAGGUUACAAGACGAUCAAGCAAGCUCUGCUGAAUGUUGAUGCCUUUUCAGACAAGGAAGUACUUCCAAUUAUUAGUGACUUAAAAUUAACUCAUGGAAUUGUUUUUGCCAGUGGGGAUUCAUGGAGAGAGAUGAGGCAUUUUGCAUUAACAAACUUAAAAGAGUUUGGAAUGGGAAAAACAGCAAUCGAAGAAAAAAUCAUAGAGGAGUCUGAGUGCCUGAUUGAAGUAUUUGAAGAAAAAAAAGGUAAAGCCUUUGACACUGCUGAGGCUGUGAGCUCUGCUGUUUCCAAUAUCAUCUGUUCGAUUGUUUAUGGUAAAAGAUUUGAAUAUGAUGACCCAGAGUUCAGAGUGAUGUUGAGUCGAGCUAUUAGGAAUACUCAACUCCUCGGCUCUGCUUCAGUGCAGUUAUAUAACUACUUUCCAAUGCUGUUCAGUUGGGUUAAAGCCCGCAAAGAGCUGAUAGAGAACGCCUUUGCUAAUAGAAGACAGAUAGCAGCAUUGAUCAAAGGCUUAGAGGACACCCUUGAUCCACAGAUGUGCAGAGGUUUGGUGGAUGCAUUUCUCGCUCGGAAGAUUCAGCUUGAGGCAUCUGGAAAUAUUGAUAAAAAUAUAAGUUCUCACUAUCAUGAAGACAACCUACUGAUUACUGUUGUCAACCUAUUUACUGCUGGCUCAGAAACUACAUCUACUACUAUAAGAUAUGGCUUAAUGUUCAUGGCCAAGUACCCUGAAAUACAAGACAAAGUCCAGGAGGAACUGGAUCAGGUAGUAGGAAAUCGCCAGGUCCGAGUGGGAGACAGAAAGAGCCUGCCGUUCACUGACGCUGUCAUCCAUGAAAUACAAAGACUGAUUAAUACUACGCCUUUUAUUGUACGUUGCGUUUCACAAGAUGUCACCUUUCAGUCCUACUUCAUCAAGAAGGGAACCCCAGUGAUUGGUGUGCUUUCAUCAGCUCACUGGGAUGAGAAUAACUGGGAAAAGAGUUCCGCUUUUAAUCCAGCCCAUUUCCUGGAUGAGAAAGGCAAUUUUAGAAGGAGAGAGGCUUUUAUCCCAUUCUCUGUAGGGUCGAGGGUUUGUGCUGGAGAGAGUCUGGCCAAGAUGGAGCUUUUCCUUUUCUUUGCCUCCCUCCUCCAGCGCUUUCGAUUCACUCCCCCACCUGGAAUGACUGGAGAUGACUUGGAUCUGACACCAGUUGUAGGCUUCACCCUCACCCCUUUACCUCAUAAGCUCUGUGCCAUCAGCAGAGUUUGAAGAUUAAAAGUGUAGAACAGACAAAUGGUGUUUUUCUUUAACCAUUUUGGUUACACAAAACCACAAAGAACAAGCUGUUGGAGUUUGAUCUGCUUGUUCUUAUGAAAAGGUAUUGUUGUCAUCGUUAAAGCCUUAACCCUGAUUAAAACCAUGUUUGACACUGUUUUUGAACACACCUAUGAUAAAUCGCCUGAGUGGAGUUCUUAAAAUUUGGCUACAAACACCAUGAAAUCAAGGAUGAAUUAAUUUGAUUUUGGUGGUCAAAAGCCACUGUAACCUCACAAAACAUUUUUGGCAAUAUAUCAAGAAUUCAAUCAAGAAGCAAGGAUGUUUAUAUUAUCCCUAAAGGACAAUUUGUUGUUCAGACAGCAGAAAUCACACAACCAUCAAGCAAAAUGCAAUAAAUGUACAAAAAAGCAGGAGUAAGAGCAUAGCAUUGUAUUCAAAAGACCAGUCGCAGCAGGGACAUUGACUUUUUCAGUGUAUUUGUCCUGGAUGUUGCACAUACAAUGUUUGCAGUUAGGUGGAAGCAAUGUAAAUCUGUCCUAACUUCAAAUUCCUAAUCUUAUGCGUACAGCUCAGAAAGGUCAUUCAGGGUCAUACCUACAAUUCUGCGAUAUCUAGACAGCAAAUGGGAGCAUAUUUAAAAUAUUUGUUUAAUUUGACACAUUUUACUGCAUCUAUUUCUACUUUCUUUUAAUUUUUCUCUCUUAGCUUUUCAGGUUGACCUUUUUUCCAUGUGUAUCAAUCAAUUCAUCCGCACUGAACUCUGUUCAACAAGAUACAUGAGCGCACGGUGAAGGUAGUGGAGGGGCCCAUAUUUGCAUUGGCCCAGCAGGCAAAUGCCAGAUUACCAGCCCUGGGUUCAGUGACGCUGUACUAGCUGAUCAAAGAGAUAAUAAUGCCACUCCCCUCAGCUGAGCUGUAAUGGUGGCUAGCUGUAUCCCUCUGCUGGUCUGGAGAUGUACAGUUGUGGUCAGAAAUGCACAUACGCUCGUCAUGAGGACAAAUGUCAUGGUAAAUUUCAGGUUUUGCAGAUUUCUUUAAACUUCUUUUAUACAUUAUUAUGAAUUAUUGUCAAUUUUCUCUAAUCCACACGGGGUCAAAUAUAUACAUAUAACCCCACUAAUAUUUAGUUAAAUAUUCCUCACGAAGCUCUAUUUCAACCAGAUGCUUUUGGUCGUCAUCAGCAGACCUCUGGCAUAAAUGUUGCUGGAUAUUUGACCACUCUUCUUUGGUAGAAGUAACUUUAAAUGAUUGAACUGGUUAAAUUGCUGCAUCCGUCUUUUUCUGCUCAUCUAAUUCAGGGUUACAGGGGCUGGAGCCUAUUCUAGAUGCCAUAGGGCGAGAAGCAGGGUACGUCCUGUACAGAGAGAGAUUUACGCUCACACGCACACCUACGGUCUUGACCUGCUGGCAGAUUAGAACCCAGGACCUUAUUGCUGUGAGGCAGCAGUACUAGUCACUGUGUGGCAUCCAUACCUCGCCAUUGUCGACAAAUGACUUCAUUUUUGUCUCAUCUGAUCCUAAAGCCUUUCUCCAGAAGACAUUUGGCUUGUCCAUGUGGGCAGCUGUAAA